AUGUCUUUCCUAAACAAUUUAGUUGAUUCCUUUCAAUCAGUUGUCGAGUCGGUUGUAGAACCAUCGCAGUCAUUUUCUUCAUCAACAGCCUCCGUUCCUAAUAUAACGCUCAAGAUAAAUGGUAGAAAUUUUCGACUAACGCGGUUGUUGGGUGAAGGAGGUUUUGCACUUGUGUAUCUAGCAGAAGAUGAUAAUAAAGACUUGUUUGCAGUGAAAGUUAUUCGUUGUAAAACAGGAAAUGAAGUUGUCGAAAAAGCAAAACGAGAAGCCAUCAUUACAGAUCGAUUUCAACAUGAGAAUAUCAUCAAAAUUGUGGAUAUGUGUCUAAUAAAAGAAGAAGAUGGGAGUAAGACGGUGUACAUUAUUAUGCCAUUUUAUAAGAGGGGAAAUCUGCAGGAUUUGAUGAAUUCAAAUAAUUGCCAAGGCAAACAUCUACCUGAAAGGCAUUUAUUGACCUUGUUUAGAGGAGUAUGUCAAGGUGUUUUAGCCUUGUCAAAUUACAAAACUAAAACAGGUCGCCACAUUCCAUGGGCACAUAGAGACAUAAAACCAGCGAAUGUACUCUUAUCCGACGAUUAUAAAGUACCUAUAUUGAUGGACUUUGGUUCAGCCUUACCUGCAAGGAUAGAAAUUCUGGACAGAAAGAUAGCUAUGGCAGAACAAGACAAUGCUGCAGAAAACUGUUCUAUGCCUUAUAGAGCUCCCGAGUUAUUCGAUGUAAAAGUAGGCACCACUUUGACAGAAAAAGUAGAUGUUUGGUCUCUAGGUUGUACAUUAUUUGCUAUGGCUUAUGGAGAAUCACCAUUCGAAAUGACGGUGAAUCAACAAGGAGGUGCAUUACCUCUUGCUGUGUUAAAUAGGCAGUUUUAUUUUCCUCAUCAAAGUCAUUAUUCAAGGCAAUUUCAAGACCUUAUUUCUUGGAUGCUGACAUCUGAUCCCAAAAGUAGACCCGAUAUAACCAAAGUUGUUGAAGUAUUGGAUGGCAUUCUGACAGAGUAG
Messenger RNA from Mycotypha africana, 999 nucleotides. Its product is annotated as kinase-like domain-containing protein. Gene Ontology annotation, molecular function: ATP binding; protein serine/threonine kinase activity. Bases 1 to 999 code for a protein of 332 amino acids. The record is from RefSeq and is a predicted model, not a curated record. The transcript has 5 exons. Gene Ontology annotation, cellular component: Golgi apparatus; cytoplasm. Gene Ontology annotation, biological process: protein phosphorylation; vacuolar protein processing; regulation of vacuole fusion, non-autophagic. NCBI's taxonomy places the organism in Eukaryota, Fungi, Mucoromycota, Mucoromycetes, Mucorales, Mycotyphaceae.